GCAGCUAUCACACUCCACACACACGGAAUCUACUAUCUCAUCUGCAUCGGAGGUGACGGUGCACUCACAGGAAUCGGAAUCUUCAGAGACGAAUGGGAGUCAUUGACUGCAGAACUUUUGAAAGAAGGUAAAAUAACAAAAGAUCAAGCUGAAAAAGGAAAAAGUUUGUAUGUUGUUGGCAUAGCAGGAACGAUAGACAAUGACUUUAUCGGAACUGAUCGCACAAUUGGUUUCGAUUCCGCUAUGGCGCGAGUGGUUGAAUGUGUGGACGGUCUAACUUCUACUGCGGACAGUUUGCAGCGUACUUUCGUUGUUGAGGUUAUGAGCAAAGAGUGCGGCGCCAUUGCGAUCACUUCCGCCAUAGCCCUGGAAGCAGAUUUCGUCUUCAUCCCUGAAGUGCCGCCAACGCAAGAUUGGCCUGAAGUGUUGUGCGGUCAUCUUCGGAAGAAGCGUAAGGUGGUGACAUUCCAUUUCACUAACAAAUGGUCAUAA
Molecule: messenger RNA, 492 nt
Organism: Cylicostephanus goldi
Lineage: Eukaryota; Metazoa; Nematoda; Chromadorea; Rhabditida; Strongylidae
Source: the annotation of a GenBank genome assembly